This is a messenger RNA of Pisolithus orientalis, 1911 nucleotides long. RefSeq lists its product as uncharacterized. Gene Ontology annotation, biological process: actin cortical patch localization; actin filament bundle assembly. The coding region runs from base 245 to 1684 and encodes 479 amino acids. Gene Ontology annotation, molecular function: phosphatidylinositol binding; actin filament binding. The transcript is spliced from 9 exons. NCBI's taxonomy places the organism in Eukaryota, Fungi, Basidiomycota, Agaricomycetes, Boletales, Pisolithaceae. Gene Ontology annotation, cellular component: actin cortical patch. The record is from RefSeq and is a predicted model, not a curated record.
AAGGAUAUGUAGUUGCGUUUUCCUAUAUUCGUGUGCGAUUGGGACGCGAAUACCGCUUUCGUGAGCUCGAGUCGGAUUGUGCCGUGUUACCAUGAGUCCUAGUCUUACUGCGCAAGGGGACAGUACUGCCUUUGCAUGUCCUGCUCCUACUGCGGUGGUGCCGCUCUACUCGAAAGUCUCUCAGACUCGUCACAGAGUGGUAGCGUCCUAGUGGCCAUCCUUCCCCCGUCACGCCAAUCGAUACAUGAUGAAGCUUAUAAAUACUGCCCUACCACAAACAUUGCCCAAGGAAUGCGAGAAAGCAGCCAGAAUCUUUAGCUCCUUCGUCGACAGUAAGAAUAACGGUCUCGAUGGCGUCAUCCCGCGAAACGUACUUGAGAAUGCCAAAGGAUUUGCUAUCUUUACUGUCUUCAAGGCCGGGUUCUUAUUCUCAGCCAGGGCCGGCACUGGCAUCGUCAUCGCAAAGUUAGGUGAUGGAAACUGGUCUGCCCCCAGUGCAAUUGGAUGUGCCGGUUUGGGUGUAGGAGGCCAGGUUGGUGCAGAAUUGACGGAUUUCUUGAUUAUCCUUAACUCAACUUCUGCAGUUAAAUCGUUCAUGUCUUCCGGGUCGUUAACGCUUGGUGGAAAUCUGAGUGUCGCCAUUGGGCCUCUAGGCCGCAACGGCGAAGCACUUGGUUCCGUAAACUCUAGUGGAAAAGUUGCUGCAAUGUACAGCUACUCAAAGACAAGGGGGCUCUUCGGAGGAGUCUCCGUCGAAGGGUCUGUCAUCGUCCAGCGCCAGGAUGCCAAUGCGCUUGCGUACAAACAAGAUGUCACGGCUAAGAUGCUUCUUAGUGGUGCCGUUCCUCGUCCAGAGUGGGCGUCUUCCCUAGUCAGGACUCUCGAAGCGUGUACUGGCAUUCCGGGAACGAGAAGAUGGAUCGAUGACCGUGUUGAUGAACCAUCUUCAUACCCGUUUGAUAUCAGUGGCGGUACUACGGCUCCCGGCGGUAAACCUGCCUCGCCUCAGGUCACACCCACAGGAGGACGUCAGCGUUCUUCGCUUUUUGGCAAGAAGAAAGGUCUAGAAUUCCCUCCACGACACUGGGUCACGUCAAAUGAUUAUAGCUCGUACUCUGACACCACCGGUGACUUGGGCCCUCCUCCCGAGACUUUUGACUCGACGUUGUCGUCUCGCCCUUUGGAUCGACAUCGCGCUUCGCAGAGUAUUAGCUUGGAUAGGCGGCACAUUGGAUCAACAUCUGGCAAUGACCGUGCGUCUUCUUUACUUGAUUACGAGACUUUUUUCAUUGGGGGACUGGCAGUUUCACAUUACCGUUCACUUAGUGUUCCCUCCACCACGCAUCAACCGCCAAACACUGUGCCGAAUUAUGAUGACCCAUUUUCUGAUGUUCCUCCGCAUUAUCAGAAUUCUCUUCCUGUUGGAAAAGCAGCGGAUGGUCUCGAGCAGCCGUUUGUCAUCGAUGCUAAGCGAGAACUGACUCAACCACUUUCUCCUCAGGAGGGAGUCGCUCGCGCUAUUGCGCUUUUUAACUUUCAUGCCGUCGAGGCUGGUGAUCUUACUUUCUCGAAAGGAGAUGUUAUCGUUGUCACUCGUAAGAGUGAUAGCACGGACGACUGGUGGACCGGGAAAGUUAAUGGCAAGGAAGGCAUCUUUCCGGCCAAUUUCGUGGAGCUUGUAUGAUGAAUCAUGAUAGCGCAUGAGCAUGAGCAUUGUAUUGCAGCUAUUUUCUUUUUGCAUAUGCUGUCGACGUUGGCUGUCGUGUAUAUGUACUAUGCUUUGGGUUAUUUUCCUUCGAUUCAAACUUCUGUAAUUACGGACCCGGACUAGUGUUGAUCGGAAUUCUUCUCCCCGUCAGAGUUCUGGCUCACUUCGGAGUGGUUACCCUUGGAGGCAAAAACUUGAACGCU